AUGGUUCAUUGUGGUCCAAAGUCAUGGGCAACUGUGGAAGAGGAUGCAUUUCUUAAAGCAUUGCUGCCUGAGUAUAUCAGAGCUCGGCAUUGGAAAAUGUAUGACAAUUUUUGGACCAAUACCUUCCAGAGUUUUUUCCAUCAAUGGCCUGAGCGUAUGCAUCUACACCACGAUGGUAUCCCUACAGAAGGAGACCUUACCCCUCAUGAAAAAGACAUUGUUAGGCUGGCCAUCAAACAGCGCAGGGUGGUCAUCAAGCAUUGGUUCAGAUGGCAAACCAAUACAGCGCAUCUCGCGCACUCAGGCAAAUCCCGCAGUGUGCUCAAUCUUGAUGACACACUCAGCAGGGAGAUGGAUGGGCUCAGAGGGUCUCGAGCCCCACAAGAAGUUGAAAUUUACUCACAAUACCACUAUGAUACAUGCGUGAAGGCUGCCGCUAAUUCUGCAAUUACAGCAGGGGGGAUUUAUUCACGUGGUGAUAAGCUAUCUAAGCGGAAGGAGAUCACUCGCAUCACAUAUGCCAAGGAGGGUGAUUCCAUACGCACCAAAGUCAAGCAAAAGCACAAAGAAGUGCUUGCAAAGUGGAAACAGGAUCAUGAGCUGGCCAAGGCUGGGGCUUUCAACGAAUUGGGGUCACAUCUGGAUCAUGUCUUCCGUCAUCUAUCCCAUAAGAUGGGGGGAUUGAAAUUCACCUGCAUUGCUGGUGGACGCAACCCUAGUACAGGAGAGGUUGUCGUAGUUGAUUUCCACUUGGGAGAAACAGACACAGGUGCAGAUUUCUCAGCCUGUUCUGGGUUCUCGGACGUUCAGGUCGCCUAUGCGGAUUUCAUGAAGGAGGCUGUUGCUCACAAUGACAACAUGCAGUCACUGGUGAAUGAAGAAGCAUCAGCGCAGGCCCCAGUUUUUAACAAGGAUGUGGACGAGCGGACCUACGAAUAUUCAAGCAAAGACGGAGAUGAUGAAGAUGGACAAGAUGCUAGCAUGGUCCAGCAGACCUAUGAAGGUUCAAAGGAAGACGGGGAUAUUUGUGGUGAUAAAGACGGACGAGAUGCUACCAUUGGCCUCUAUCAUAUACCCCGGGAGGACUUCUCAGUGGGGCUGCAAGGCUAUGACCUGGAUCCUGAGUGGUUCAACAUCGAUCACCUUCACACCAAGUCUGAUGCACUCCUUUCUGAGGAGUCAGACCCUUCAGUUCUCGGCAUGGAUUUCACAAAUAUGAUUGCCGCACUGUCAGUCCCAAACACUACUAAUCAAGAUGGUGGUACCUGUCCCCCCUCCCAAACUGAUGCAUCGUUUGAGCACCCUGCUACUGCGUCUGCUCCCGACGAAUUAGGAAGUGUAGAAGUCCCUGACUACUAUGAGCUCGCACAAUUUUUUCAAAGUCUAGACCUCCUGAACGACAAUGGAGUGCUCCUACAGUCCACCAUCCCACAUCUAUUGCCGCCUGCUGCAGCACUUCAUGAUGAGUUGCUUCAUCUACCUGCAGUUCCAGAUGCGAGAGCAGCCUCCCCCUUACCACAAUCAGCAGCUCCCCAGAUGUUAUCGCCACGACUUCCAAAUGGGACAACCAGCAACAUUACCACUGGACCUGCAUUGAGCACAUCUGGUCGCCUCAAUCCAUUGACUACCAACUCGGAGCAGCCAAAUGGUCCUCACCGCACGGCGUGCCGUCAUAUCCCAUCAACACGUGAACAAGCACUCAAUGCUAUCGGGUCAUCGAAGGCACAUGUCUGUGCUAUGGAAGGUAAAGAAAAUGAAGGAACCACUUUCCCAUCUAUGAAGCGCAAGGCCAAGCCCACCAAUGAACAAGUCAACAAUUGUAAAGUAAAGACUUACGGCCCGUUAGAAAACAGAAGCGCAGUUAGCACCUGA
This is a messenger RNA of Suillus subalutaceus, 1872 nucleotides long. RefSeq lists its product as uncharacterized. The record is from RefSeq and is a predicted model, not a curated record. Bases 1 to 1872 code for a protein of 623 amino acids. The transcript has 7 exons. Lineage: Eukaryota; Fungi; Basidiomycota; Agaricomycetes; Boletales; Suillaceae.